This is a messenger RNA of Calypte anna (Anna's hummingbird), 4382 nucleotides long. It is a transcript of the gene SYT1, whose product is annotated as synaptotagmin 1. The coding region runs from base 148 to 1428 and encodes 426 amino acids. Gene Ontology annotation, biological process: regulation of dopamine secretion; cellular response to calcium ion; calcium ion-regulated exocytosis of neurotransmitter. Gene Ontology annotation, molecular function: calcium-dependent phospholipid binding; syntaxin binding; phosphatidylserine binding. The transcript has 10 exons. NCBI's taxonomy places the organism in Eukaryota, Metazoa, Chordata, Aves, Apodiformes, Trochilidae. Gene Ontology annotation, cellular component: synaptic vesicle membrane; dense core granule; axon. The record is from RefSeq and is a predicted model, not a curated record.
CAGGAACCAUUUUGGCUUCUUUUCAUCUCUUCCUUAUCAAGACAAAUGUGAAGUGGUAACAUCUGGGACAUAAAAGAAACGUCAAGAGCCUGAAUAAAAGAAGAGUUAAGCACACAGUGUAUUGAGAAACCUUACCCAGGAGUGAAAAUGGUGAGUGAAAGUCAUCAUGAGGCCCUGGCAGCACCACCAGCCACCACAAUAGCAGCAGCUCCUGCAAGCAAUGUCACUGAGCCAGCCAGUCCUGGAGGAGGAGGAGGAGGAGGAAAAGAAGAUGCAUUUUCUAAGUUAAAAGAGAAGUUCAUGAAUGAACUGAACAAAAUUCCACUGCCACCUUGGGCCUUAAUAGCUAUAGCCAUAGUUGCAGUCCUAUUAAUCCUUACCUGCUGCUUUUGUCUCUGUAAGAAGUGUUUGUUCAAAAAGAAGAACAAGAAGAAGGGAAAGGAGAAGGGAGGGAAGAAUGCUAUUAACAUGAAAGAUGUUAAAGAUUUAGGAAAAAGCAUGAAAGACCAGGCUCUUAAGGAUGAUGAUGCUGAGACUGGGCUGACAGAUGGAGAAGAGAAAGAAGAAGCCAAAGAAGAGGAGAAACUAGGGAAAAUCCAGUAUUCUUUGGAUUAUGACUUCCAAAACAAUCAGCUUCUUGUUGGGAUUAUUCAAGCAGCUGAGCUGCCUGCAUUAGAUAUGGGUGGUACAUCUGAUCCCUACGUGAAAGUUUUCCUGCUUCCUGACAAGAAGAAGAAAUAUGAGACCAAAGUCCACAGAAAGACCCUUAACCCCGUUUUCAAUGAGCAAUUUACAUUCAAGGUGCCAUACUCUGAGCUGGGUGGAAAAACUUUAGUGAUGGCAGUUUAUGACUUUGAUCGUUUCUCCAAACAUGAUAUUAUUGGGGAAUACAAGGUUGCAAUGAACACAGUGGACUUCGGUCACGUCACUGAGGAGUGGAGGGACUUGCAAAGUGCAGAGAAGGAAGAGCAAGAGAAACUGGGUGAUAUCUGCUUCUCCCUCCGUUAUGUGCCUACGGCUGGCAAACUGACUGUCGUCAUUCUGGAGGCAAAGAACCUGAAGAAGAUGGAUGUUGGUGGACUAUCAGAUCCCUAUGUGAAGAUCCAUCUGAUGCAGAAUGGUAAGAGGCUGAAGAAGAAAAAGACUACAAUUAAAAAGAACACUCUGAAUCCCUACUACAAUGAAUCUUUCAGCUUUGAAGUACCAUUCGAGCAAAUUCAGAAAGUGCAGGUUGUUGUGACUGUUUUGGACUAUGACAAGAUAGGGAAGAACGAUGCCAUCGGGAAGGUGUUUGUGGGCUACAACAGCACCGGCGCGGAGCUGCGGCACUGGUCAGACAUGCUGGCCAACCCCCGGCGGCCCAUCGCACAGUGGCACACCUUGCAGCCUGAGGAGGAGGUGGAUGCCAUGCUGGCAGUCAAGAAGUGAAGUAAAUUAAAUUAGGUGAAGUUAAAUUAAAAUAAAAUAAAAUAAAUCAAAUUACGGAGAAGAAAAAAAAAAAAAAGAAGAAGAAGCCUUUCUGCAUUUGCCCACAUAGUGCUCUUUAGCCAGUAUCUGUAAAUACCUCAGUGAUAUGGGUCCUUUCAUUUCCAGCCAUGUGUUCCUGACACAGAUCAGCUGUACUUUUAAAUUCCCAUUUUAAUUUGCACAAAUUUAAGUGUAGAGAGCCCUCUAAAGGCGCUUAAUUUCACCACUGCCCCCCCCAGAUCUACUCUUCUUUUAAGCAAUAUGAUGUGUAGAUAGAGCAUGACAGAAAUUAUUUAUUGUAUCACACAGUUGUAUAUAUACACCAGUACGCUGAGAAUUUAUUUCUAGUUUGUGUAUUUGUAUGUUGUAAGCGUUUCCUAAUCUGUGUAUAUCUAGAUGUUUUUAAUAAGAUGUUCUAUUUUAAAUUAUGUAAAUUGACUGAGCUAUAGGAGAGCUGAUAAUAUAGGGUAACUAUAGUAUUGUCUGCAUUCCAGAAAACAAAAAUACAACUUGUAAGGCACUAGUAGUGUUACACUGACAUCUUAAAGGACAACUUAAAUCUGAGCUUUCAACUGGACCAUCCUAAUAACACGUUACACGUCCACAGUGAAUCUUGGAGGGGCAAAUCCAAUUGGGUAGACUUCUUUCACAGGCAACUUAGCAUGAUCUGAGCAGCUCCGUGGCUGACCUCAAGGAGACGUAGCCAGGAUCAAAUUUUUCUGUAUAUAUUACGAAGCAAACACAUAACAGACUGAAAUGGCUUUAGAUUGAAAGUUGAAGAAGCAGUUCAGUUCCACAGAAGGCAACGAUUUCAUCUAACAUCCAACUUAAGACCAUUGCAGAGGUUGUGCAGGGAAGGGGGGAAAGGGAGGGGAGGGAGACGCAGCAGUAGCAAAAUGCUGCCACGCAAACAAGAGUAGCACUCUGUGAUCACCUUUAUACAAAAUUUGCAUACUGUGAAUUCCAUCCACGAUUUCACAUUAUAAUGAGUUUGCACAUUAGACUUUGUAACAAAAUAUUUUAUUAUACUAACUCAGAUUAGAAGGAAUGCAGAAUAUUUUUUAGACACAGCCGUGUGAGUUUAUUAUACAAAAUAGUUUCAUGGUAAACGGACAGUAUUGUAAUCCCAUCAAAAGAUGACAAAAUUUAGCCAUAGUUCUAAAUGCACUUCAAUGUAAGCCAAAAGAGAACAGCUAGUGACCUUUUAUAUACUAUUUAUACUUAAGUUUUAAUUUGUCCUUUAAAAAAAAAAAAGAAAAAAAAAAGUGAAAACAAAGAACAAGUUCUAGAAAACUGAAACAACCUCUUCUGUAUACUAGAUGCUCGUUUCAGGAGGAGUUUUUAAAUGUUUUCAAUGUUAUUAUGUAGUAAAUGGCACUAUUAUGAAGCUAUUAGUCAUUCCAUAAGAGUCUUGAAAGACUGCUCUGUGUAUCACUGUGACUGCCGUGUGUGCUUAGAAAUGUAGUUUUCUCAGUGGAUAGCAAUCAAUUUAUUCUGUAGUGAUAUUGUAAUAAUACUGCCAUUCCCUUCUACUGCACUGCCGAAGGAAUGCAUAGCACAAGCAGUUCUAGUUAUUAUGGACCAAUUUAGAACUGGAGAGCUAUGCAGGGGACAAGGAUGCUACAUUGAAUGGGUUGACCACGCAGCAUUUUGUCAAGCCCUGUGCAAUAUUCUACAUUCCCACCCUCCCUCCCCCUCCGCCGCUUUACUGUAGAUAGUCACCCUACAGCUAGCUAGCAUGCCAUCUCAGCUUCUGCCAUCUCAUCAACUCAUUUAGGGCAUCACUUCUAUCUCAUGGACCAUCCUUUGAGGCCCCUCGCUUCUCUUUCCAAGCUGUGAAUAUAUUGAUAAUGCUUUAAAGAGUUCAUGGUUUUCAGCAAUGCAAACUGCCCCAGGAAUGAGGAAAGACUCUGCCUUUAGGAGGGAGGCAUGAGAAUUAACCUGUAAUGUUCAUAUCAGUUGUACCUAGCAGAAAUUACUGAAAACAAAGAACAAAGAUGAAUGUAAUAGGGGAACUGUGUACUGAAAACAAAAUUAUCACAGCCUCCCUCAAGGCCAUGCUUCUGGGAUGGGUGUGACAGCCUGCAGGGUCAGGGCAGUAAUGGCUAAGCACCUAUGUUUUCAGUAAGUUGUGCUUAAAAGCAGCAGCAAAGAAAUGGUCUGGAUUGAUCCCCACCUCCAAAGGUAUGAGUAGCAAGACCCAUUUUCUUCCUUUUUUACAUGAAACAUGGAAAAAACACAAGUGAGACAUUUUCUGAUAGAAACAGGCACAUACAUGCAAAGCAUCAAGCUGGAAUACUUUAAAAUCUUUAACCUAAGGGACCAAACCCCACCAAAAAGAAGUAGACAGUCAGCUUUCCAGCAUAAGAGCUUCAUGGUUUCCAGCUUCCAGUUGUUCAUUUGGGGUAGCUGCAGGUUCAAACUGCCAGGACUGACUCGUUGUGUUAAGGUUUUCUUAAUGUUUCCUCUGCCUACACUGCCAGACUGAACGUCACCGUAGAGCUGGUCUGUAAGGUCUGAUGGUUCUCAGAGACUGAACCUGCCGUGUGACCAAGAUGACACAUUCACCCUCAAAGAAGCCACAUGUACCUUUCUGACAAAGCUGUGUGAAGUAUUAGAAUCUGAUGCUGUAGAAAGAUCCUAGUUGCCUUUGUGUAUAUUUACUGCCUGCUUGAGUGUUUCUCUGUGUGGGUUUUCUCUGUAUCUUGUAGAAAUGUUUGGGGUGUUUUAUCCUGCCAUAUCGCUCGUGGCCCGCGAGCUGACAACUUUAGCUGUAUUUUACCUUCAUUUUUGAUGAGGUGGUUUAUAUUUUGUUUCACUUUGUGUAGUGACUUCCCAGAGUAGUUUUCCAAUCGUUGUUAAAAUAACAUACAUAUUACACAUAUAUUCAAUAAAAAUGUUUUAUUUCCUGUUGA